Molecule: messenger RNA, 4327 nt
Organism: Marmota monax (woodchuck)
Lineage: Eukaryota; Metazoa; Chordata; Mammalia; Rodentia; Sciuridae
Gene: Azin1
Product: antizyme inhibitor 1
Exons: 13
Coding region: 758-2104 (448 amino acids)
Biological process (GO): positive regulation of polyamine transmembrane transport; negative regulation of protein catabolic process
Cellular component (GO): cytoplasm
Molecular function (GO): ornithine decarboxylase activity; ornithine decarboxylase activator activity
Source: RefSeq, a predicted model, not a curated record
GCACCGCCUUCCCACACUCUUUGGCUCUCCUCGCGGCUGAAGCGUUUCCUUUUCACCCUGUUGUCGCCUUCUCUGCCUCUUCUUUUCCUUUCUCCUUCUGCUGCUCUGCGGUGUGACGAGGCCAAAUCCUCUCCCCACCCAGCCCGCGACUUUCUCCUUUUACCCGCGCUGCUCCAUUUCUCUCUGGCCGCCGCUGCCACUGCUGCUCAGCUGGUGUCGGUGCCGCGCUUUUCUCCCCACGUCGUCCCCGCAGCCUAUGGCCCAGGCCGCCUUGGGUAUUUCUGCUCAAGGUAACCACAUCCCUCUUUAAAAAUUCCGCCGAAAAAGAGAAGACGCUUUACCCGACUCUUUGGGCCGUUAUCUCACGGCGAACUUUCUGACCAAGUAUACAACUACCCAGAAGGCCUAGGAGAAGUGCUGUAUAGAGAGCAGUUUGACUUUAACGCCGAGCCACCUUGGGAACCUAGCUGAUGAUAGGGGGGUUCCAUCUCCUAACUUGUCCAUGGAGGUCUUCACUUCAGAAAUCCAAGACUCAUAUUCAUCCAGCUUGGUGUCAAGUGGGCUGUUGCUGCCAGAAUUAUCUUGUGAUUAUUUGAAAGAUGUAUCAGUUUCUUCUGAAGUACAAUCAACUGUAGAAGCCUUUGUAGCAGGUGUGUAACAAGUUUGUUGCAUAUUCUAAGGACCCAGACAUAGGCUUGGUGGCCCGUCUCUUGUUUUUCCUGGUUUAUGACUUUCGGCUUUGUGGAAUACGGCUGAGAUGAAAGGAUUUAUUGACGAUGCAAACUACUCUGUUGGCCUGUUGGAUGAAGGAACAAACCUUGGAAAUGUUAUUGAUAACUAUGUUUAUGAACAUACUCUUACAGGGAAAAAUGCAUUUUUCGUGGGGGAUCUUGGAAAGAUUGUGAAGAAACAUAGUCAAUGGCAGAAUGUAGUGGCUCAGAUAAAGCCAUUUUACACAGUGAAGUGCAACUCUACUCCAGCUGUACUUGAGAUUUUGGCAGCUCUUGGAAUUGGAUUUGCUUGUUCCAGUAAAAAUGAAAUGGCUUUACUGCAGGAAUUGGGUGUAUCUCCAGAAAAUAUCAUUUACAUAAGUCCUUGCAAGCAAGUUUCUCAGAUAAAGUAUGCAGCAAAAAUUGGAGUAAAUAUCAUGACAUGUGACAGUGAGAUUGAAUUGAAGAAAAUCGCACGUAACCAUCCAAAUGCCAAGGUCUUACUACAUAUUGCAACAGAAGAUACUAUUGGAGGUGAAGAGGGUAGCAUGAAGUUUGGCACUACACUGAAGAACUGUAGGCAUCUCUUGGAAUGUGCUAAGGAACUUGAUGUCCAAAUAAUUGGGGUCAAAUUUCAUGUUUCAAGUGCUUGCAAAGAAUCUCAAGUAUACGUACAUGCUCUAUCUGAUGCUCGAUGUGUAUUUGACAUGGCUGGAGAAUUUGGUUUUACAAUGAACAUGUUAGACAUUGGUGGAGGCUUUACAGGAACUGAAUUUCAAUUGGAAGAGGUUAAUCAUGUUAUCAGCCCUCUGUUGGAUAUCUACUUUCCUGAAGGCUCUGGCAUUAAGAUAAUUUCAGAACCUGGAAGCUACUAUGUGUCUUCUGCAUUUACACUUGCAGUUAAUAUCAUUGCAAAGAAAGUUGUCGAAAAUGAUAAAUUUUCCUCUGGAGUAGGAAAAACCGGGAGUGAUGAACCAGCUUUUAUGUAUUAUAUGAAUGAUGGUGUUUAUGGUUCUUUUGCAAGUAAACUAUCUGAGGACUUAAAUACCAUUCCAGAGGUUCACAAGAAAUACAAGGAAGAUGAGCCUCUCUUUACAAGCAGCCUUUGGGGUCCAUCCUGUGAUGAGCUUGAUCAGAUUGUGGAAAACUGUCUACUUCCUGAGCUGAAUGUGGGUGAUUGGCUUAUCUUUGAUAACAUGGGAGCAGAUUCUUUCCAUGAACCAUCUGCUUUUAAUGAUUUUCAGAGGCCAGCUAUUUAUUACAUGAUGUCAUUCAGUGAUUGGUAUGAAAUGCAAGAUGCUGGAAUUACUUCAGACACAAUGAUGAAGAACUUCUUCUUUGUGCCUUCUUGCAUUCAGCUGAGCCAAGAAGACAGCUUUUCCACUGAAGCUUAAACAGGCAUUCACGCUUCUUUAGAUCUGAAGUUAGCAGGUUAAGCUUGUCUGGUCUACAUUCCGGUGAAAAAAAAUUAAACAAUCUUAUUCUGUUAAUUCUCUUGGAAACAAAAAUUAAUAGUAAUAGCUAUUUGGGACCAGACGAAAUCAGCUUUCAUUUAUAAUUCAUUUUGGGGGUAAUGGGAGAUUUAGAUAAUGUAUCCAGAUUUAAACUUACCAGUUUGAACAGCCCCUUAAGUGUUUAAAAUAAAAUAUGCAACAAAAUGGAUGACUUAGUGGAGAUGGAAGCCCACUAAUUGGGUUCCCCAUUAAACCGUUUACAUACAAGUACACAGUUUUUAUACUAAGGAUUCGUGUUAAAAAGUCUUGUAAAGUUAAUGUCUUUCACCCAGAUAUAUCAGAUGUCAGUGGAAGGCAAACGUGACUUCAUUAGAUACGUUUAGUGUAUUUAGAAUGUGUAAAUUUGUGCUUUGAACUGUAGUUUAAUAAAUGUAAAAUUGCAUCAUAGUAUUUGUUGUAUUUGACCUAAUGUAACCCUUGUAUGAUUGCAAUAAAAUUUUGUGUAGAUUUUACUGUUUUUUCAGGCUAAAACUUUGGGAAAGGGGCUAGAUAGGAAAGGUAGUUUUGAAAUAGAUGUGUAUAUGGUCUGUUUUGAGGGUUAUUUUUCUUUAUAGCCCAUUUAAGUUUAGUUUGGCUUAGUCCAUUUUGGUUUUUUUCAGUUAUUUAAUUAGUAAUUUAAAGUGUGGUAAAUCAUUGUGAAGUUCAGAUUCAUUAAUGGAGAGUUGAUGUGCAUUAAGCAUGAUGUUUAACCAUUUUAACACCAAAAACCGUUAAUCCUGCAUAAACCAAUUGUAACAAUUAGUAGGUGUUUCUGUAUAGGUAGAAUGCAUAGAGUACCUUAGUAAAUCUUUGAAUCACAAAUCUUUCGGCUGACAUGGAAGAUUCUAUUAAAUACUUUGAAUAAACUUGGUUGGGGGGGAGGGAGAUAAAAUUGCAGAAAACUGCAGAGCACUAAAACUUAAAGAAGGGCUACAUCUAUAACCAGAAAUCUGAUGCUCUUUUGCACAGAAUAUUUAAAUUCAGAAUGGGGAGGGGGUCUGGGGUGAAGCACACUUAAUUUUUUCUUUUUUCUUCAAUUUUUUAAUUGCAGUGAUUUCAAAUUUUAGGAUUCUCUUUUUGUUAUUGGUUUGAACUAUUCCCUUAGUUUCUUGUUGUUUUUCUAUUUGUUCAGCUUAGUAAUUCCUUUAAAAUCUUUCAUACUAAAAUUUUAUGGUGGUUGGGGAAGGGACUUAGCAGCACUAACCUGACAGUUGUCAGGAAUUUGCUUUGUUCACUGCUAGUGUAUUAGUAAUCCUAGAUCUCAGAAUCACAAUAGUAAUAAAACAAACAACAGGGGUCAUUUUUUCCUAACUUACUCUAUGUUCAGAUGUGGAAUUUCUGUCCCCCAAGAGGAAAUGUAACUUCACUUUGGUGCCAAUGGACAGAAAAUUCUACCUGUGCUACAUAGGAGAAGUUUGGAAUGCACUUAAUAGCUGGUUUUUACACCUUGAUUUCAAGGUGGAAAGAAAUCGAUCAUGAAUCUCUAAUUUCAAUCUCAAACCGGUAGGUGCUUAAUGUUUUUGAUUUAAUUAAUGCCCAUUUUUGAAUUUCAUGGGUUCUACUAAAAAAUUUAGGACCCCAGUCCAUUGUCCUCUAAUUGCCCUUGGACUUUACCAAGGUAUAAUGGGGUUUUAUGCAAAAUUCCAAUUUACCAUGCAAUCUUUUUUUCUUAUUAACUGAAAUGAGAAUAAAUAACACUCUACCUUCUUCAUAUAUUGUUGGUUAUUGUGGUCCAGAAAUGCCAAAUCCUUUAAAAGAUAUGGUACAAGUUUUGAGUCAUUUGGCUUAACUUUACAGGCUUGAGCUUCAUGGCAUGUCAAUUUUGCCAUCCUAUAGGAGAGCAACAGUUCAGAGUUGCAGGUAUCACAUGUGAAUGAUGUAUGUGAAUGAAACUUAAGAAAUGUCUGUAUUGUAUUUGAAGACUGUUUACCAUAAAUCUGAAGUUUGAACCUAUGUAUUUCAAUUUGGUAUGCUAACAACUGAAUUAAUGUAAAAUCUUUUUAUAUACUAUUGUAAUCUCAGUUCAAAAUUUAACUGAAAAUAUAAAACCCAAAUGAUUUCUAUAUAGUAAAUUGAACUGUAAAGGUAACUUGUGUGUGGUUCUGAAUACACAGAUAAAAUGUU